Scaptodrosophila lebanonensis is the source of this 1660-nucleotide messenger RNA. RefSeq lists its product as uncharacterized. The coding region runs from base 91 to 1437 and encodes 448 amino acids. The record is from RefSeq and is a predicted model, not a curated record. The transcript is spliced from 4 exons. Lineage: Eukaryota; Metazoa; Arthropoda; Insecta; Diptera; Drosophilidae.
AUGCAAGAAUUAAACCAACGAAAACUGCAAACGAAAACUUUUUAUAUCAAUUUUGGGUAAAUUUGCGGCAUACAAAGCAAGGUCUGUGCAAUGAUUAUCGUGCCCAUCGACCUGGAGCCCGGUUUCCGGAAAGCAGACAUUCACAAUAUCCCCGCUGUUAGCAUCGAAAUGGUUUUCAAUUUUGCGACCGGCAGAAGUAAACAAUUGUCAGCCAAUCAAAACGACUUAUUAGUCGAUUAUGUACAAAUACGAAAACAGGCGGACAGCUGCGAACUAACCGCACUAGUGUUUUCAGCAUCGGACUUUGCUAACACCGAGUCGCACGCCAAUAUCGCCCUCAAGGUCAUGGAAAGUUCGGAGAGUAUAGAAGACUGUCGGUGCAGCCAAUGCCCCAACACCGCAACGUGCAAGCACAUCAUCACCUUCAUAUUUUGGUUGCAUUACAAGACGAAAGAUCGCCACCCAACUGCGUUUGUUGAUUUCUGGGGUCAAGAGCUUGAAAUGCUAGUGUAUGCAGAGCAAUCGAAGCCGAUUCGAAUGCGCGAUUUGGUUCCUAGCGACGAGGCACGAUUGGAAGCUGACUUAGAAUUGGACGAAACAAGCAACAUUGAUGGACAGGCAUUUCUGGAUGCAGUGCUCGAAGAUCUUGAUUCUACGGGCGCACGGGAUUCCGCUCUUUAUCGCCAAUGUGUUGAGGCAAUAGACGAAUUCGAGCCCAUAUUUGUUCAUCAUGUUCUUUUAAACAAUGUCGAAUAUAACAUAGUCGAUUUGAACAGUUUUGUGCAGCACAUGGAGACACAGGCGCAAAACGGUUUGUUUGACAACAUCAAUGAAGUAACCAAGAACAUGUAUAAGUCUCAAUUGUGGGUAGAGGUUCAAUACAUGCGUAUUCGAUGCUCUCUCGUACAUAUGAUUGUGUCACGUAAAACGCCGCAAGAAGAUGAGGAAAUCUUUAAUAUUCUAUUUUGUAAGGGACGCGACCAGAGCACAGAAGAACGACUUCAGCAGAAACAACACAAACGUUUCAUAUUAAAGCAAACAGAAAAACUAGAGAAAAAAGAAUAUUUCGAAUGCGGCCUAUUGUUACAUGAAAGCUACCCCUAUCUGUGUGCAGCACCUGAUGGUAUAACGGAUGAUCAUAUAGUGGAAAUCAAAGCACCAAAAACUGAAGAAGACUUCGAGAAAUAUCUUGAGGCCCGAGAAUCCAUUGCUCCUAAGUAUAUGGCUCAGAUACAAAUACAAAUGUUCCUGGCGAAUGUUAAAAAGGCCCUAUAUUGCGUAUUGAGCCCCACAUUUGAUACAAACGGCGCGCUGCAUUACGUUUGGGUGCAGGCUGACCCUGAAUUUGUUUCCAGUUUGUUGAGCAUGGCUGAAGACUUCUGGAAAGAUGUCGUCUUCCCGCGCCUCCUAAAUAUAUACCCUCAAAGGCUAUCAUAACAUUUAAUUAAGGAAGGAACAAACCAAAUAUAUUAAUUACUGAACUUACCUUUUGCGAAUAUUUGCAAUGAUAUCACAGCCUUGGCCUCACCAUGGCAAUUGUUGGCAAUCACUGAAUAUGUGCCGGUGAAGUCUAAUUUCGCACUUGGAAUCUCUAGGCGAUACUCAGGACCGUCUCCAAUGCGUUUAAAGUGUGGCGCGUCUUUGUAGUACUCCGGCUGUA